Messenger RNA from Tetranychus urticae (two-spotted spider mite), 1379 nucleotides. NCBI's taxonomy places the organism in Eukaryota, Metazoa, Arthropoda, Arachnida, Trombidiformes, Tetranychidae. The record is from RefSeq and is a predicted model, not a curated record.
CCUGUUAUAAUCAGUUAUAGAGUUACAAGGAAAUGACUUUCAGUAAGGAACCACCAUCAACAUCAGACCAACCAGUUGUAUCAUCAGUAAAAUUGAUUGAUAAAAUAACUAAUUAUGUAAAUCAAUAUGGCAAACCAUUCUUUUCAUUGGAAUUUUUUCCCCCUCGAAAUGAAACUGAAUUAGAAUCCUUUUGGCCCUUGUUGGAUCAGCUAAAGCAAGGCAAUCCUUUGUUUAUGGACAUCACUUGGCAUUCAAGAUCAUCACUUGACCCAAACAAUCAUUGUUCAAGUCUAGCAAUUGCUGGUUCAACUUUAAAGCAGCUUAAUCAUGAAACUGUAUUACAUUUAACUUGUUAUGACUAUGAUAUUACCACUUUGGAAUCUAUACUCAAUUCAGCUAAAUCAUUGGGUCUUCGAAAUAUACUGGCUUUAAGGGGUGAUGUACCAGCUUCAAAUCAAGAUGAAAACAAAGUCUUUAAUGGAGUUUCCAAUAACUCAAGUGAUGUCCCUGACGGUCUUUCCAAUGUUGCCUCCAGUGAUAUCAUUGAUAAUACAAAAGGUGAACAAUUAUCUCCGACAAUAGAUCAGCUAAGUAACUCUAAAAGUGACCAAAUUAUUAAAUCAAACAAUUUCCUUGAUAAACUAACUUGUGCUCUUGAUUUGGUUAAAUUCAUUAAAACUAAAUAUGGUGAUUUUUUCACUAUUGGUGUUGCUGGUUAUCCAAUGGGACAUCCUGAAGCUAAAACAUACUCAGAUGAUUUGAACUAUUUGAAAUCUAAAGUGGAUGCUGGAGCUGAUUUUAUUGUUACUCAACUGUCUUUCUCAGCUGACCAAUACAUUAGUUUUAUCAAGGAUUGCCACGCAAUUGGGAUCAAAGUGCCGAUUAUACCAGGAAUAUUCCCUAUUCAAACCAAGGCGUCCAUUCGUAAUAUAAGCAAAUUAACUAAAAUUGAUCCUCCUAAUGAAGUUAAAAAAUCCAUUGAAGCCUGUAAGGGAGACAUCGAAGCAAUCAAGAAGUAUGGCUUACAACAUGCUGUUGAUUUAUGUAAAAAGCUAAUUAGUUCUGAUGUUAAUAUACCCGGGUUACAUUUUUAUACAUUGAACCGUGAUAAUUGCGUUACUGAAAUACUCAAACAACUCAAUCUGUGGAAUCCAAGAUCUGAUUAUGAAGAAUCUAUAAUGGCUGGUGAUAUUCAAAAUUCACCACUCGUUUUACCAGAAGGUAUCCAGCAACCAGUUCAUGAACAAUGAGACCUUGUCGAGCUUAUCCAUAAACUCUUGCUCUGUUAGAAAACCAGGAAUAACUUCCAAAUUGACUCCGGUAUUUCUGAUUCAGUAUACCAAAGGAACCAAUAAAAUUGUAUAAAUUUGACCAAAUAA